This is a messenger RNA of Nanorana parkeri, 2260 nucleotides long. It is a transcript of the gene CPSF7, whose product is annotated as cleavage and polyadenylation specific factor 7. Gene Ontology annotation, molecular function: mRNA binding. Bases 29 to 1390 code for a protein of 453 amino acids. The record is from RefSeq and is a predicted model, not a curated record. The transcript has 9 exons. Gene Ontology annotation, cellular component: mRNA cleavage and polyadenylation specificity factor complex. Gene Ontology annotation, biological process: mRNA alternative polyadenylation. NCBI's taxonomy places the organism in Eukaryota, Metazoa, Chordata, Amphibia, Anura, Dicroglossidae.
CAGCCCGGGCGCAGCUUCCGGGCCCGGCAUGGCGGACGGGGCGGACCUCAUUGAUAUUUACGCCGAGGAGGAGUUCAUCCAGGAACCUGAGUUUUCUGCAGAGCAAGUUGACCUAUAUGACGAUGUCUUGGCGGUGGCCUCUCUUGGAUCAUCUCACUUAGAUGGGAAGAACAAUGUUUCAGAGCAAACCUCCCCUAUACAGGCUUCUUUGGCCAAAUCAAACAACAAGUCACCCGCCAUUUUGUACACAUACAACAAUGUGCGCAAGAAGGCAUCUGUAUAUAUUGGAAACUUUUCAUGGUGGACCACAGAUCAGCAGCUCAUCGCUGCCAUCCGCUCCCUUGGUAUCCGUGACCCUAUUGAAGUGAAAUUUGCAGAGAACCGUGCAAAUGGCCAGUCCAAAGGGUAUGCAGAAGUGGUGGUUUCUUCAGAAACAUCUGCAAUCCAGAUUUUGGAACAGUUGCCUCUCAAAAAGAUAAAUGGGGAGAAGCCUGAUGUUCGGCCGGCAAACCGCCAGAGCCUUUCCUUCUUUGAAGAUUUGGCACGAAAGAAAAUUCCUCCCAGAGCUAAUUCGAAGGGAUCUGUGGACUCGGCAGAUUGUUCUUCAAACUUCAAUGACUCUGCUGCUUCAUCGCCACUUUCAGAGACUCCUAAAAACAUAGUGCCGUACUUUGCACGGCCUCCUUUCAUGGAAAACCCUUCCCGCAUCCCUGUCAUGACCCUACCGAGGCCUCCAUUAUCCCUUCCUCCUCCUCCUUCACCCUCACUGCCUCCUACAUACCGUGUCCCCCCAAUUCCUCCUCUGCAUUAUCCUCACCUCAUGCCUCCUCCUCCAAGGCUCCCACCUCAUUUAAGUAUGCCUCCCCCAACUGGUGUGCCUCCUGCUCUUCAUCUAAACCCAGCAUUCUUCCCACCUCCGAGUUCUGUGCUAGGACCCCCACCUGAUCCCUUCAAGGUGAUUUCUAACCCCUACGGACAGGGAAGGGACAUGAAGCACCAUCAGCCCCUAGUCAGUGAGCUGGAGUUCGAGGAGUUAAUGAACAGAAAUAGGGCGAUUUCUAGGAGUGCGCUUUCCAAUGCUGUGUGUACGGCAUCAUUGUCUGGGGACUUCUCAAGUGCCAUGAAAACAUUAGAAACAGCAAUAGCUGUUAUCAAGGAGUCUCGUGUAGCCAAUGAUGACAGAUGUCGUGUUCUACUGACUUCUCUCCGAGAUUGUCUGCAUGGGAUACAAGACAAGGCUAACUCUUCCAGCAGAAAGCGUCACCGUUCCAGAGACAGAUCACCCAGCCGAUCACGGGAAGGCAGCAGCCGACGUCACAGAGAUCCACACGAAGACAGAUCGGAUGAAUAUUAUCAUGACCGCCAUCGUGAUAAGGAUAGACACCGCUAGUGGAGGUCUUCAGAGUACUACACAGAUGCUUUUUUUUCAGUUUUAAAUAAGAGACUCACAUUUUGUUGUUGUGACAUAGAGGUGAUGCCUGGCCCUCCAGCUACAACAGAGACUUCUGUUACUGCAGCCCCUAAUGGAUUUAUUCCAUUUCAUGCAGGGACCAACCUCUCUCCUGUGUAAAGCACAGCUCUCUCUUCCUGUUCCCAACCAACAGUCUCGCCUGGACACUAAUGCGUCACCUUGUACACAGCGCUGGCCCACUCUAAUGGAUUCUUUUCUUCGCUAUUGUUGAAAUUCUCUUGUUUUCCUACCAUAAGUAGUGUCUGAUUAUUUGCAGUCUUCCCCCCGUGUUUUAGCUUUGCCUUGUUGCUUUUUGACACGUCAAGAGAUUCUCUUUAUUAGGUGACGUUAACAUCUCUACAGUGAUGUACCUAACCUUUUAUGUCUGUCCUGUAAAUGCUCUGUGUGCCUGGCCUCUUUCCUUGAGCCGUUCAGACCGUUGUGAAGUGUGCAGGCAAGGCUGCCCGUUGUGUUGUGGGUGAGGAUGCUUAAUGUGUUGAAGCAGAAUUCAUCUCCCUGUGAUAACCAUUCACCAGCCCCAUGAUAUGAGUUUUAUAUGGAGGGGACUGCAUUUACCAGGUUUGCUAUGGACUGCAGAUAGGAGAGGUGGCUUCAGUAGUCAAUCUAAAAGUAAAUAUUUUCCCUUAUAUUUGAAAACAUCCGACAUUUUUAGUUGCGCAUAUUCCGAGGGGUGUAAAAUCAACUCAAUGGACGGCAUCUGCAGGGAAUUCACCCUUCCCAUUGACAUUCGUUUACUCCUCCUAGAAACUGCAAAUAAAACUUGAUAAAGGUGUCACUCUUUUAUCCGAG